UAUUAUUGUUAAGAACGGGUGAGAUGUCAGUGCGUGGCGCGAACGACGUUUGCGUCGCUCGCCAUUUACCCUCGUGUAACUUGUGACAUUGAAAAUGGGUUCUUUUUGUAAUUGCUGCCUGGAUUAUGGUGCUGGCCUUCAAGGAACCGAAUGUGCUAACAACCUCAUACUUUGAGUGAUAUAUUGGCGGCACAUAAGUGACAAUGACAGGGGGAUCGGAGAGGACGCUCGUUUCAGGAAAUGAGGUGGUCGGGAAGCUUUGUUUGCAAAUCUCGCCCAAAAGCAGAUCUAUAACAGAAAAACCGGCGCCGGCGCCGCGCAACGGUCCCCACGGCGUGCAGGUCGUGAACACGGGCCCGGAGCACUCGUUCGUGCUCGACGAAGACGCGCUCGAGGAGUUGCUGUUGCAAGAUGACAUCAAGGACAGGUCCGCGGUUGUCAUUUCGGUCGCGGGCGCCUUCCGCAAAGGGAAAUCGUUCCUGCUCGACUUUUUCCUGCGAUACAUGCACCACAAGUAUGGUGCGGGAGGCGGUGGAGGCGAAUGGCUGGGCAAUGAAGAUGAACCACUUUCUGGGUUCAGCUGGAGGGGAGGCUCCGAGCGGGACACCACCGGCAUUCUCAUGUGGUCUGAGAUAUUCAAGGCCACACUCGAAGACGGUGAAAAGGUAGCGAUCAUCCUGCUGGACACGCAGGGCGCGUUCGACAGCGAGUCGACGGUGCGCGACUGCGCCACCGUGUUCGCGCUGUCCACCAUGCUGUCGUCCGUGCAGAUCUACAACCUGUCGCAGAACAUACAGGAGGACGACCUGCAGCACCUGCAGUUGUUCACAGAGUACGGUCGGCUGGCGUUGGAGGACGGUGGGCGGACGCCGUUCCAGCGGCUGCAGUUCGUGGUCCGGGACUGGAGCUUCCCCUACGAGGCGCCGUACGGAGCUCAAGGCGGACAGAGCAUCCUGCAGCGACGACUCAAGGUUUCGGAAAAGCAGCACCCGGAGCUGCAGUCGCUGCGGAAGCACAUCACGUCGUGCUUCGCGGAGAUCGCGUGCUUCCUGAUGCCGCACCCCGGCCUGCGCGUCGCCACCAGCCCCGACUUCGACGGCCGACUUACAGAUAUCGAGCCAGAGUUCAAGCGUGCGCUGCAGCAGCUCGUGCCGAUGCUGCUGGCGCCACACAACCUCGUGCCGAAGCUCAUCAACGGGCAGCGCGUCCGCUCUAAGGACCUGCUGCACUACUUCAAGUGCUACAUGAACAUCUAUCGCGGGAACGAGCUGCCCGAGCCGAAGAGCAUGCUGGUCGCAACCGCUGAGGCCAACAACCUGACGGCGGUGGCAGAGGCACGCGAGGUGUACACGACACUGAUGGAGGAGGUGUGUGGGGGGGCGAGGCCUUACCUACAGACCACGCUGCUGGAAGCCGAGCACACGCGUGUGCGUGACAAAGCGCUGCUGGCCUUCCGCGCCAAGCGCAAGAUGGGCGGCGACGACUUCAGUCGCUCGUACUGCGAACAGCUGCUUCAGGACCUGGAGGACCAGUUCCAACAAUUCCGCGCCCACAACGAGAGCAAAAACAUCUUCAAGGCGGCGCGCACGCCGUCCGUGCUGUUCGCGGUGGCGCUCGUGUUCUACGUGCUCAGCGGCGUGCUGGGGCUGGUGGGCCUCUACCCGCUCGCCAACCUCUGCAACCUCACCAUGGGCGUCGCGCUACUCACGCUGGCGCUCUGGGCAUACAUCAGGUACAGCGGUGAGAUGAGAGAAUUCGGUAUAACAAUAGAUGAAUCGGCGAAUUGGCUCUGGGAAAAUGUGAUGAAGCCAGUGUACCAGGCGGGGCUGGAGAAGGGCAUGGAGCACGCGGCGGCCGUGGCGGCCGAGCGCGCGCUGGGCCCGCCCACGCCCACGCCCACGCCCAGCGCCAACGGCAAGCACAAGCACUUGUGAUGCUCGCCCCGCCCCGCAGGCGCGACGGACACUCGACAACGGCCGCACACUGCGGAUAACCAAAUACGGCAGCUGAAUAUGAAUCACGCUACUAGUCAAGCUGAUAGCAGUAACUUUGACAAUAAUCAUUAUUGGUCACGCUCGGGGACCUGCAGUAGAUUGGUCUCCGACACCUUCGUCCAUAUCGAGAGCAAUAACUAUAGACGUCUCCCUGACGAGGAUGGCACGCAGAACCAUACAGCCGAUGGAAGUAACGAGAUUCAUAUAGAUAGGAAACAGUCGGCUAUUGACCUCUCUUGUAAGUGUAAUAUUAGACACCUAAGUUCUCAUUACAGAGAUGCAUAUCAGGAGCCCGGUCACUCGGACGAGAUCGACUGGAAUAGCGGCAGUUCAGAUUGGAAUAUAAGCAAUACUUGUACGACACGUAACACAAGGAGCUGGCCCAGGAAAUUUAUCUCAUUGACGUACAUUGUAAUUUAUUAUACUAGAUUAAUUUGCCAGCAUAGUUAUAGACGAGUGAAACAUCUUAACUAUUUUUCAAUGGAUCUAAGCUCAAAAGUAGCAAUAAAACUGUUAUCAGACUAGAGAAAUUUUUAAAAGUUUAUUUGUUAUUAUGUUUCCGAUGUGGGCAUCGUGUCAUACAUAUCAUCAGACUGCUCCAGCGAGUCGAGUGUAUGUAAACAGUGUUGGUGUCUGUGGUUGAGUGUGGCUCGAUGAACGAUUUCAAAUCUUAGUGAGUUUUAAAAGUGACAAGUUUAAUUUUUAAUCGUUUUAUGUAGCUUAGUGGUUGGUUUUCAUAAAUUUUAUGGUAAAGGAAUGUUGACGGUGUCGGUGGGGAGCAUUUUCAAUAGGUCCUUGUACAGUCAUAGACAAAUUAUAUUAUUAGUUAUAAUAUCAUAAUAGGUUAAUUAUUAUUGCUUGAUUAAUCUAAUAAGGAGCGCUCAAUGUGUAAAAACUUUACUUAAGCAUGUUCAUUGACUUGAAACAAAGUCACUUUUGAAUAAAUGCCGUGCGAGAAACACUCGUCGGCAUAUGUACGAUAUCUUGGUUUAUAUGUCUCGAUAUAAAUAUAACGAAUUUAACAGUUCUCAUUAGAGUUUCUAUAACUUAUUUUAAAUAAGUAAAUGACGUUUAUUAAAAAUAAUAUCUCUUAGAUUAAUAAAGCAAUACAACAAUAAAAUCUUUGUGAAGGCAGACUUGAAUCAUGAGUAUAUUUAAUAAAAAGUUUAAAAUUGAUGUAAAAUAAUCGAUCUUGAAAAUUUAAAAAGUUGCACAAAUUGUGAGUUUAUAAAUCAUGUUUUAACAAGAAUCAGAUUAAAUUAAUCAAACACUUGUUAAGUUGCACUAUAACUGUUGAAAACGUACUUAAAACUGUAAUUAUGUCUGUGUAAAAUAUAUUGUUUGAAAUAAGUAUCAUAUUGUUAAGACGUUGGAUUUUGUAAAUACUGUUUCAAACAUAUGUCAUUGUGUUGUAACGUUAUUCCUGAAUGUGCCAAUUUCAAGUUGAUGUUUUUAAAAAAUAAAAUCCGACAUCACGGUGGGAACAAAAGAUUUUUGAAUAAUAUUAUGUUGUAAAGUUCAGAGUUUAUUUCGUUGUUUGUUAACUAAACUCGGAAUAAUUUAAACGCCGUUUGUUUCUGUUCACCUUUACCUAUGUUUAAAAUACAGGUUUUUUUUUUUUAAUUUUACAUUGAUUUAUUUAAGACAUAUUGAUCAGAAUAUAAAUGGAUUACACCAAAUUUUAAAAAGUUACGUUGUGAUUCUGUGUUUAAAAUUCAAGACGCUGAAUGUGUAACCCAAACUUUUGACAAUAAUUUACAGUCGGAAUAAAGUUGCUUUACUCUAUUUAUCUCUGUAAUAAUUAAAAUAUACUUUUGUUUGAGGUUAAAAUCAUUACAUUCUACACAACAUAUGACUUAUAUAUAUGAUGCAAAUAAGUUAUAAUACUUUUUAGUUGACAAUUAUAUUUAUAUGUUAAAGUACAGGGGUUCGAUUCCACUUGUCAAUUGAUCAAUUGUAUAGCCUUACAGUUAUUUGUGCUUGCAGCUUGAAGGGCUUUUUAUCAUUGUUAUUUAUAUAAUUGUUAUAUUUUAAAUUUCGUUAUAGUUACAAUUUUAUUUCAUUGCUUUGUUCAUUUUUGCUCAAAAUGCCAUUGCCUCUAUAUUAAUAUUAGGAUAUUUAUAAUCUGUAUUUUUAGAUUUACUUCAAAGAAUAUAUACAAUUUUUUUUGUUGACAGUGAAAUAAUUCCAAAAUGCACUUUAGUCAUGUAUAUACACUUAAUAAAUAGAUUAAUAAUAGUGUUGAUUACUAAAUUAAAAAAAAAACUCGAUCUAUAUUUUUCAUAUAUUUAUCUGUUCUUGCUAAAUUCUACCGUCUAUCGAGCUAUUGUAGUCAGCUAUCCUUGAAUUUAAUUUAGCACUUCUCACUUAUGCCUUGUAUAUUUAGUGCCAUAAGCAUUCAUUAGGGUGACUGAUCUAUACUAUGAUCUGCAUAAAAUACAAUUAUAUAGCAUAACAGAAAUACUCGUUUUAAAAAUGUAUAUAUAUUUGAAUAAAAGUAUAAUUGCUAAUAUUUCUAUUUAAUUACAUUUGAUUUUUUUACUAUUAGAACAGUCGCCCUGGCUCUCGUAAACGUUAUAGUCGGUUUGGGUCUAUGAGUUAAAUUUGCUGAAAAUAAAAUAAUUAUUCAAAUAAACUUAUUGAAUUUUAUAUAUU
Messenger RNA from Nymphalis io (European peacock), 4649 nucleotides. Its product is annotated as atlastin. Bases 204 to 1934 code for a protein of 576 amino acids. Gene Ontology annotation, molecular function: GTPase activity; GTP binding. The transcript is spliced from 11 exons. Gene Ontology annotation, biological process: protein homooligomerization; endoplasmic reticulum organization. Lineage: Eukaryota; Metazoa; Arthropoda; Insecta; Lepidoptera; Nymphalidae. The record is from RefSeq and is a predicted model, not a curated record.